AUGGCUUUAAAUUUGAAGCUAAGUGUCUUUAUUGUGUGUGUUUUGGGCGUGUGUGGCGCGGAUAAGUGCAAGGAUAACCCGAGCCCGUUGAGCUGCCACAGUGCGCGCAUCGUGCGUGAGGCCAUACAGCACUUGGAGCCGGCGGAAAGCGCGGACGUUCUGCGCUUGGCCGACGGCGUCGAGGUCGUACAGGUCGCGCUGCCCGGAGUCGCGAGGAUCAACGGCGGCCGAUCGUUGCCGCAGGACGAAUCCUUGCUGGGGCGCAUGGCGCGAUAUCUCGAAUCGCACGAAUUAAAGAUCAGGCUCAACAAUUUAAUGCCGGGACAACAAUUGAAAGAAUUUUUAGUUUCAACCUAUAAGGACUUGGAGCAAGACAAAACUGUCGGAGAAGCCCGCAAGAAGGAGAAAGGAGGUGGUGGUGGAGCUAUAAUGAUGAUGGGUCUUAUGAUGGCCAAGAUGAUGGCAGCCCUUGGCUUCGGUGGCAUCGGCACAAUCGCCUUGAAGGCCUUGGGCGUUGCCGGUCUCGCUCUUAUGUUGUCCGCUAUAAUCGGUGUCAGAAGCUUGACGGGAAGUGGCCAUGAGGAAGGGCACCACGUCAGCUACGUUUCGAUACCGCACCACGGCGAGCAUCACAGGAGGCGAAGGGAUGCUGAAGCUAACGCCUUCGCCUAUCGCGCAUGGCGUCAACACUAUGGGAACAAAAACGUCCACAACGCACCACGGACUACCUGAACAAGACGAAACUUCUGAGGAGAACUUUAGAUGCC
This is a messenger RNA of Ctenocephalides felis (cat flea), 767 nucleotides long. RefSeq lists its product as uncharacterized. The transcript is spliced from 2 exons. NCBI's taxonomy places the organism in Eukaryota, Metazoa, Arthropoda, Insecta, Siphonaptera, Pulicidae. The record is from RefSeq and is a predicted model, not a curated record. Bases 1 to 732 code for a protein of 243 amino acids.